Hemicordylus capensis (graceful crag lizard) is the source of this 17065-nucleotide messenger RNA. RefSeq names its product chromatin remodeling regulator CECR2. The transcript has 19 exons. Gene Ontology annotation, molecular function: protein binding. Gene Ontology annotation, biological process: chromatin remodeling. Lineage: Eukaryota; Metazoa; Chordata; Lepidosauria; Squamata; Cordylidae. The record is from RefSeq and is a predicted model, not a curated record. Gene Ontology annotation, cellular component: CERF complex. Bases 5497 to 9750 code for a protein of 1417 amino acids.
UCUGUCAGAAGUGUGAAAGUUUUAGCUGCUCAUCUAAUAUAAAAUGUAGUUAUUGAAUGGAGCUUAACAUUGUGCUCUGUGUAUACAGGUGGCCCUUGUUAUUCGCGGGAGUUCCACUUUCGCCUAUUAUUAUGAGUUUGGAAACCGUGAACAAAGAACCUUUACCCCGUGGGAAUCUAGGGGUUAUGUUCCUACACACAAACACACAAAAUGCCAAAAAGGUGGGAGAAAUAAGAGUAGAAAUGAAUAGUACCUUGGACUCAAGGGUUCCAGAAAUUGGCACAAUUUUAGGUAAAAUAUUCACCAAAGCAUUUUUUUGUUUGUUUGCCCAACCACCAAAUUGGCUAAAUUUUUGAUGAAUAUUUGCCAAAACAUUUUUAAAUGGAAAGAGCCUCAAAAUGGCUCUGUGUAAAAUGGCAGCCAGAAGUAAUCCUGGAAGUCAUUUCUGGCCACUCACCAACUGUGAAUAGGCACAUUUUAGCCUAUUGUUGUACCAUGGUCUCUUAAGACCUGUUCAUGAAUGCACAAAACUGUGGGUGUCAGGACCAUGGGCAACAAGGGCCACCUGUACAUAUAAAAAGUUAACCUAAUAUUUGUAUUUUAGAGCUCACGUUCUGCUGGAUGCCAUCAUAGGUAGCAUAAAUUAGAUGUGUCCUGUGGGAAUAUCUUUGGCACUAUACUACUGAGCAUUCCUUGAAAUUCUGCAGCACGUUUGUUUAUUUAUUUAAUUUAUUUUUUACAUUUUAUAUUCCGCUCUUCCUCCAAGGAGCCCAGAGUGGUGUACUACAUACUUAAGUUUCUCCUCACAACAACCCUGUGAAGUAGGUUAGGCUGAGAGAGAAGUGACUGGCCCAGAAUCACCCAGCAAGUCUCAUGGCUGAAUGGGGAUUUGAACUUGGGUCUCCCCAGUCCUAAUCCAGCACUCUAACCACUGUACCACGCUGGCACGUUGCUUUUAGUUUCAAUCUAAUUUCUUGAAUAAAAGCAGCUGCUCUUUUUAACAUACCCUUUUAGUUACUGAGGUAUUGUAUGGUUUAAUUCAUGUUUUUUACACUCUUAUCUGUCAAUUUAGGAUAUGUACAAGUAGUGGGUUGUUAAAUAGUGAAUAAUAGUGACGUUUUAAACCGUUAGCUUUACGGUUUUGAUUCUUUGUCUUGUAAACAGUUCUCUUCCAGAGCACAGUUGUGUCUGUACAAAACCUAGUGCAUGAAUAGCACAUAAUUGCUCUGUUAGAAACUGGAACAGCUUGGCACACCAUGUGCAAUGGUUCUGCGAGAACACCUCACAUGAUGCUUCAUGACAACUUGCCACCCAUGUAGCACAGUGUGUGGACAAGGCCUAAGCAUUUUGUCAAUAAGAAAAAGGCAGUUUGUUCCCAAGCUGUAUGUUUUAUUCCUGAGGGCAGAAUCUCAGAAUGACAGCAUUAAAAUAGAGAUCUGCCCUAAAUUGUGUGUUUGAAGGUUUUCUCCUCAGGAGCAGCUAAGCUAACAAAGGUUGUAAACAUAGAUUCUAUGGGAAACAGCUGCAGAAUGUUGUGGAAUAUCAUUCAUAGCAGUGCAGAUUUUAGCUGGAGAUUAAUUUUUAAAUUAUUAUUAUAACAUCUGAAGCUGCUCAGGAAAUAAAUUUGGUUCAAGAGUAGGAUAUAAAUGCUUAAAAUUUUUUUUUUAAAAAGCCUAGUGCUAACAGUAUUGAGUAGCAGUGGGUUUUAAAAUAAUCUUUUCAGGGUCUGAGGCAACAUAUUUUCUUCACCCUACUGGAGGCUCUUUGUGCUCUCUAUGCAUCCACACCUAUGGGAUUUACACCUGCAGAAAGCUUUGUUCAGAACCUUCUAGAGCUUAGCAUUGAGUGUUGGUGUGAACUCUACCCCUGUGGGUUGAUAGCACAUGCUUAGGUGUGGCCCACACCUUUUCCCUCAGUUCUGGGAUUGAGUGGGAUUGUCCUUGCCAGAAAGCAAGAAGCAGAAACUAAAAAUAAACAGUCACAAGAAUAGGAGGAGCAAUUACUAUGAACAAGACUUUAAAAAGUUCAAUACUUCCACAACUGAAGGAUGCUUUGUGAAAUAUUUCUAGCCCCGCUUCCUGAGAACUGUUUUUGGCCCAGGAAUCCAAAUGGGUGAAUAUUUGGCGAUGCCCUAGUUUCAAGUAAAGCUGAAGAACUGGAUGUUUGUGGAAUAUAGAUGGGGAUGAGUACAAUCUCUAGAAGUGGGAUUGCUGGAGAAUAAAUUAACCACAGCAAUUUUACAAGACAUUUGGUGUCAGGUGAGGGGUGACGUUAAUGGCCUUUCAGCCUCAGCUUAUGAGAUGGAAGUCAGAGCCAGUCCAGAUCUAAAAUGGAGAGCAUCCUCAUCCUGACUGCUUAUUGGCCAGGGAGGCAGAGCUUUGAAACAGGAUUAUAGCUUUGAGCCCUUGACUUUGGAGCUGCAGCCUGUUCACCGUUGCCAAUGGGCUUAAAAGCUUAAGAAAACUCCCACUAGGUACCCAGGAAGCCUCUUAGUGUAAAAGUUGGCAACAUAGUGGGAUCAGCUGUUCUGCAUUUAUCCCACUGCUGUGCAGCCUGAGUGAGCACUGGAGCUAAAGUGGUGAUGCUUCUGGGAAUAGCAUCAAGAACUAGCUGGUUUGUUAGCAGAUAGUAAUGCUGACGCUGUUCCUAAGCUUGUGAUCUCAGUCACUUAGGGCUGUGCGAAGGUAAGCGACCAAGAAUGCUGGACUUUUGUGCCCAUUGGCAAAGGACAUGCAUUCUCAGUGUGUAUUCAAGUGGCUUUCUGUAAAGAGGGGAAAAAAUCAGGCUGCUUAUGAAGUAUCUGUGUUUUCUGAAAGUGAAAUCCUGAGCAUCAUUUUCAGCAGUGAAUACAAAUAUGAUGAGUAUGUGUGUGUGUAUAUAUGUGUGUAUAUGUAUGUGUGUGUGUGUGUGUAAAUCUAAAACUCAGGGGUGGGCAGAAGAUAGAUACUAGCAACAGCCAUUGGAGGGAUGCUUUGUUGGGGAUGGAUAGGGCCAGUUGCUUUUUCGCAAGGGCCAGUUGCUUUAGGGCCAGGCGCCUUUUUCGCUCAGCAGUGGGUGGUGUUGCCUAAGCUUGAAGUCUGUCUUUGUAUCUUUGCCUGCAUGUCCUGUGGACACAUAUCAACACUCUGUUCUGUCUGGGUAGGUAUAAUGUGAGAUAAAGUCACAAAGGCAAAAUAUUAACUGCCUGUUCCCCCCCGUGUUUACUCCUCAUUUACCCCUCAUUUUUGUUACAUCUGACAUGUGCAUUUAAGUGCACACACUUCAGAUUACUUAUUUCAGAUUUAUUAACCCCUUAAUACAUACAUAUCAACAACCCUUUUGCAUACAGUACCAGGUUAAUGUCCUUUACAUGAUUGUGUAUGGUGUGGUGGUGGUUCUAGUGCACAUUUGUAAAUAUGAAACUAGAAAUAGAUCGCUAUUCCAGAUUACUGCAGAAUUUUAAAAUGUGAUAAGUUGUCUGUCGAACAUUGAUGAACUCAUUCAGGCACCACCAGACUGAUGCUGGUAAUAUAACAGUUCGGCAGGAAUAAAUGCAGGCCUGCAGCUGGGCUUCUUUUGGUCCGAGGAAGUCUGGAGGCUAUACUGUGUUUAAGGGGACAGUGCACAGUUAGUUAAUACAAGGGUGGGCAAACGUGGCCCUCCAUCUGUUGUUGACCAUCACCCCCAGCCACAAUUUAUUGUGGCUGGGAAGUUGUAGUUCAACAGCAGUGGAGGACCAGGUUUGUCCACUCCUGAGUUAAUAGAUACAUCUUCCAUGUUUGGGAGGGGAAACUCAGAAUGUUAAGCCCCAGAAAGCUCAUAUCUGUUGUACAUUCAUCUGGCAUAUACUUAUAAACCUAAAUUGUCUAAUUUAUUCUUUCCUGGGCAAAUUGAUUUGUCUGUGGGGCAGAAAGCAAAGCUUCUCUGUGUAUUGUUGGUAGGCUUCAUCUUGUCUCCUACUAGGAUGCCAUAGCUAUCUUCAGCACAAUGUACUCAGUGGGAAGUCUGUGCCACUCUUAUCCUCUCUCAUUUAAAACAUGGCCUGAUACCCCUUUCAACCCGAUACCCCUUUCAAUAAUCAAAACAGACAUAUGGGUAAGCAGGAUAGAUCCUCUGCUUGGGAGGAAAAGGGAUUAUUUGAAGGGGUGGGUGGGACUAUUAGCGUAGUGGGAGAGAACAGCAUGGUCUCCAGAUGCUUUGUCUGCUGCCACAAAACUGCCUAGAAUAUGGAGAUUCUGAGCUCAUGGAUUCUCUUAUUAACUCUGCUACUAAAUAAGAGCCUCUUUUCUAAGGCCUGAAAAAAGGGUGCUGUGUGUUGUCAAGCAUAUUUAACAGUAUGGAAAAGCAUUGAGAGCACCGUAGGAUACCAAAAGUACAUUAGUUUGCUAUGCAAAUAAUUUUUGUAUAGAGCAGGCAAGCAGUUAACAAUUUGUAGGUUUUAAAUCAUGUUCAAAAACCUUCUGAUGUUAAAUACUGUUACAGUCGAAUGCAAACUUUUUAUACUCUCUCAGUGAGGCUUUACUGAUUAUAUAAGAUAUACUAGUAAGCUAAUAGGAAAAUAUUUGAAGUAUUCUUCUGAAUAUUUUACUGUGGUUCUUUGAAAUGUUACAUUGUUUAAUAGAAUAUACUAAAUGUGGGCACAUAGAAGAAAAAGAAAAAGAAAAACAGAUGAAAUAAUCUUGGUGUUACUUGUAUUGCCCAGAAUGAGUGUAUAGACUUCCAAGAAAAAAAGCAGAAUAAUAUAAUUAAAAGCCCCUCCCACCUUUCUACAUACACAUGCACACACAUCCCAAAUCAGCUGAAAUAAAUAGAGGAAAGAAAGGGAUUGGGAAAACCCAACAUUAUUCAAGAUACACAGUGUUGUAGCCUCAGAUUCCUAGCCCAUUUAUAUAGAUUGCUUAUGUUUUAGGAAAAGACAUUGCCAAGUAAUACCAAUGUAUAUAAUUCCAAAAGGUUUUUCCAAAUGCUGCAGAAUGUUCCUGUUGAGCAAAUGCUAUCUGCUUCAGCAUCUCCUCAGUCUUUUAGCCCUAUUCACACAUUGCACUUAUUCAUAUGACAUGAGCUGCCUGGGUUACCCCAGGCAGCUCACGUCUGAAUUGCUGGGAACCCUGUUGCCCUGGCUGCUCCAGUCUUUGGUAGCCCAGCUCUUCUACCCAGGGCUUUACCGAGGAAAAUUGAACCUAUGGUUUGUUCUAUCUUGGUAGGCAAUCAUGUCUGUGAUCACCCCUAGGUAGCUGGGCUACCUGCCGGCUCGCCACCAUUUUCUGCAGCGAUUCGGGGGAAGGAGCAGCUUCACAAAGCAAAGGGGUUGCGAUACUAAGAGCAGCCAUUCCGUGGCUCGCAUGCUGCAUUCUGGGUCCAUGGAGGACUCAGCAUGAGCUUUUCCCUUCUCGCUGUUACUCCAUAGAUCAUUGCCCCGGCACACGUGGGGGUAUGUGAGCAGUGAAGAACUUGGCACUUGCUGAUUGUCUGCAGGAAGACAGGUUGGAGCCUGUCUCCCCUCCAGCCCUCCAGCGCAUGAGGGAACUUGAAGCAGCUCUGUACAGUGAUGAUGUGGAGUUCAUCAGUGAUUUGAUCUCCUGUCUUCUUCAGGGUUGUUAUCAGCGCAGUGACAUUACAUCUCAGACAUUUCAUGGCUACCUUGAGGAUAUCAUCAACUAUCGCUGGGAGCUGGAAGAAGGGAAGCCCAACCCCUUACGAGAAUCUACUUUCCAGGAGCUGCCGCUACGCACCCGUGUGGAGAUCCUGCACCGCCUAUGUGAUUAUCGACUUGAUGCUGAUGAUGUCUUUGACCUGCUCAAGGGCUUGGAUGCAGAUAGCCUCCGAGUGGAACCACUAGGUGAGGAUAGCAAUGGCGCCCUCUACUGGUACUUCUAUGGCACUCGAAUGUACAAAGAGGAACCCGCAAAACCAAAUGGAGAGCUAGCUUCAGACAGGGGAUGUGGGACACAGACAUGCGCUCCAAACAUUCCUGGAAAAAUAGUAAAGAGACGAGGGCGACCUCCAAAACGGAAAAAAUUGCUGGAAGAAAAUCUUUUGAGAGAGAAGGCAGAAGAAAGUUCAUUUGUGCAAGAGUCACACAUGAGAAAUGGUUCUCAAGGACGAAGUCAUGGAACAUGGUGGCUGCUGUGCCAGACAGAAGAGGAGUGGCGGCAGGUCACUGAAAGCUUCCGAGAGAGAACAUCUUUAAGAGAACGGCAGCUCUAUAAGCUCCUGAGUGAAGACUUCUUGCCAGAGAUCUGCAACAUGAUUGCUCAAAAGGAGAAACGUCUGCAGCGAAUGGAGUUUUCUCCCAGGUGGAUAUCUGAUCGCCAGGACAUCAAACCAAUCCGGCAGGAGGUAACUCCAAUGGUGCUCAGCAGAAUGGAGAAGCAGAGGCAUCGGGAAGAAGAAGAGGAGCGUCAGAUCCUUCUGGCAGUUCAGAAGAAGGAGCAAGAGCAAAUGCUGAAGGAAGAGAGAAAGCGAGAAAUGGAGGAGAAAGUAAAGGCAGUGGAAGAACGAGCCAAGAGAAGGAAGCUCCGAGAAGAGCGGGCAUGGCUGCUGGCCCAAGGAAAGGAGCUUCCCCCAGAACUUUCUCACCUGGAUCCCAGCUCACCUUCUAGGGAGGAGAGAAAGACUAAGGACCUCUUUGAACUGGAUGAUGAGUUCACCGCCAUGUACAAAGUUCUGGAUGUGGUGAAAGCACACAAGGACUCCUGGCCAUUCCUGGAGCCAGUUGAUGAAUCCUAUGCUCCAAAUUACUACCAGAUUAUUAAGGCUCCCAUGGAUAUCUCUAACAUGGAGAAGAAACUAAAUGGAGGCCAGUACUACACCAAGGAGGAAUUUGUGGGUGACAUGAAGACUAUGUUCAGAAACUGCCUUAAAUACAACGGUGAAAAUAGUGAAUACACUAAAAUGGCUUACAACAUAGAGAGAUGCUUCCAUCGAGCAAUGAUGAAGCACUUCCCUGGAGAAGAUGGGGAUACGGAUGAUGAGUUCUGGAUCAGAGAAGAUGGAAAACGAGAAAAGAGAAGCCGUCGAACCAUACGUUCCAGUACAGGAAAUGUUUGGACCCGAUCCAGAGAUUCUGAAGGGCCUGGCAGGAGACAGCAGCAUCUACAAAAUGGAGGGAAACUUCCACCACAUAGGGCAAAACAUCGGGUUCCCACUUCUUCCUCGUCCUCUUUCUCAUCCUCCUCUGCAGAGGAUCCAAGUAGUAGUUCAGUGCAGCCCUCUGGAAAUGUGACUUCUUCCAAUGGCCAAGGCUUCCAGCACUCUCACCAUUAUGAUGGAAUGCCUAGCCGUGUACCUCAUCCUGGGCAGAUGAGGCCAGCAGUACCAGGAACAUUUGGAUCACUGCAUGGGUCUGAUCCAGCAAAACCAUACAGAUCACCACGAGUACCAGAACCACACCCUGGGGAGCCAGGUCAGCAGCACCAGCACUUUGCCAUGCAGCCGACAGUUGGACUGAAUGAUCCUAGAGGACAUCGGCUUCCUGCCCCAGAGAAGCAGGUAUGUGCAGGACCAAUGCACGUCGCCACAAUAGGACCACAGCCUGGAUCCUUGCAGCUUGGUCGGAUAAGUGGCCCUCCCUCAGAUGCUAGUAUGUAUUCUUCUGCACAGUUCCAGCAAGGAUUUCUUUCUCCAAGGCACAAUGGGCCUCCUAUGAGACAACCAGAGACCUCAGAGCUUCCUCCUGGCCAUAUGUACAGACCUUAUAAGUACCUAAACCGAGCACAUCCUGCUGUAUGGAAUGGAAGCCAUGAUGCAGCAAGCCAGAUGGCCCUAGGAGUUGACAAGAAGCCUCCAAUAGGUCCACGCCCCGCUAUGCCACCUCGUGCUUUGAGCCAUAUGGUGGACCCUCGGGCCCUGAGACCACCUUUACCACCCAAUCACUGGACUGAGCAAUCCAAUUUCCUACCUCAUGGAGCUCCACCCUCAGGAUAUAUUCGACAACCAGGAAAAGCCCCUGGACAGAGAAUGCAGCAGCAGCUACCAGCCUCAUUAUUUGCACCUCCUCCUCAAAUGCAGAGAGGAGCCCAGGGUGGGGAUUCCAUGAUGGACAGUCCAGAGAUGAUUGCCAUGCAGCAGCUGUCCUCCCGGGUAUGCCCACCUGGUGUGCCUUACCACCCCCGCCAGCCUCCUCCCCCACAUUUGCCUGGACCAUUUCCACAGCUGGCCCGUGUGGCAUCUACAAACGUUCAGUCUCCAAAACCAGUUUUGGGGAACGGGAACUCUCAAGAUACAGUGGAUCUUGAGAACAAUCAAGUGGACCCUCCAGCAGGAGUGGAAGAGAAAACACAGUGUAUUGGCCUUCCAGAAGGGACGUAUCCCAAGCUGCUACCUCAUUCCAAGCCCCCUUUACAAAUGGAUUGCUCCAGGCAGAGCUUGACACAGGAGGGGGACGGAGAUGAUUCUGGAACUAAAAGUGAUCUGAAAGCAACACAGAGCAAGAGCCUGUGGCCAGCGAAUAGUAACUAUACGAUUCCAGCAGCCCAGGGAUGUGUGAGGGACGUGGCAGCAACGGUAGAGAGAGGGCCUGUGCCUGAAGAUAGUGUUGUAGGUGAAAGGCCCUCCAGUGGUGCAGAAGUAAAAGCAGUGGCUGCUAACAUCUUGGAGAAGCCCCGUUGCACUGGGGGCAAGAAUCUGUUGGAAGCAACUGUGCCUUGCAUGGGACAGAGCACCAGUGCUCCUGCUGCUGUGGAUGGCAGCUUAGUGGGAGGCACUGCUGGCCAGUUUGCCCCGCUCUACAUGCCCAGCCUGGAGUAUCCAAAUUCAGCGACACGUUACCACAUCAAUCCAGGACUGCAGGGGUUUAAUCCUAUUAUGGGAGGGAAGCCUCCUCCAGUGUCCCACUCCCAGCAUUUUUCUGCACGGAGUUUUCAGCCCAACAACAGCCCCCAUGGUGUCUUCCCUCGUUACCAUCCUCACCAGGGAGUACCAUACCCUUACCAGCCUCAGCCACCCCCUUCUUAUCACCACUACCAGCAGCCUCCUUACUAUACUUGUCCACAGGGUUAUUCAGACUGGCAAAGGCCUUUCCCUUCACAGUCCAGUCCCACUAGCCAUCCCCCUGCCCAGUCGCCUCUAACCAGGCCUUCUUUCUCAGACACUCCGACCAUGGGGGGUGGCAUGCAGGGCUGUGAGGUGCUCGGUGCAGCUUUGGCUUCCCCAAACCGAAUGGAUGUGGCAAAUGCCAAAGAGGUCCCAAGUGGUGGGCAAGAACAUCUUCCAGAGGCUGAGAAACCAGAUGAGUCCCAAGAGAGGCCUGAGAGUCCCAAAGAGUUUCUUGAUUUGGACAACCAUAACGCAGCCACCAAGAGACAGAGAUCAGUUGCAGCAGGAGAGUACCUGUAUGCCUCUCCCCCACCGCCCAUAAGUUCUGCAAUUGGAUUUGGCCCAUCUGCUUUCCCACCCCAUGGUGUCAUGCUACAGGCGGGGUCUCCCUAUGUGUCAAGACACCCUGCUGGUCACUUCCAGCCUAGGGCUUAUGGUUCACCAAUGAAUGCUCACUUGUCACAUCACCCAGCUGCCAAUCAAGCCAAUGGCCUUGCUCAUGAAGGUCCUCUGUAUCGUUGCCAAGAAGAGAACGUGGGGCACUUUCAAGCCUUAAUGAUGGAACAGACAGGACGUGGAGGUGGCAUGGGGGGACUCUCCCCAGACAUGUAUAGACCGCCAGGAAUUCACAUACACCAGCCCCAAGCCCCAUUUUCAAAGGUGCCUACAGCUACUCCAGCCCGGGAAGAGCUGCCACCACAAAAAAUAUCAGCAUUGUCUCUCGAUCAAAGCUAGUCCAAGGAUGGAAGAAUUCAAAGGAGACGAGAGUCACAUGUGACUAGAUAAGGACAAAAGGGGACCUGCUUUCUCCCUGCCCCCUUCUUUCCUAGCAGCAUGUAGCUUCCAAAGGCUUGUGGAACAUGGUGCUUCGGUGGUUGUUGGUUAAUAUGGAAUUGUCCUGGGUCUGAGUCAGGCAUAUGGCUGUCCAGAGUGACACAGAGAGAACGUCUCAAACUAAUGACUUUUUUCUGACUAGAGACUUUGGUUUUAUUCAGGGUUUAAAGGGGCUCUGUUUGAAGGACUUGAAACUUUCAUGAACUGCUAAAACUCAGGUAUAUUUUUCAGGGUGAAAAACAGGAGACUAUGGAUAGUACUUGUAUUAAUAUGCGUGUUUGGACCUGAAUCCAGUUUACAGAUUUUUUUUUUAACCUGUUGCCUUUUUUAAAACUUUCUGUUGGUGAAUGUAUUGUACAUUAUUAGGGGUGGGAGUGGUAAGCCCAAAAUGUCAUGGGUGUAGCACUGGGAUGAUCAUAAACUGUUUACAAUCACGUCACACUGAAUUCAGGAGAGGGGUGCAUGCAGAAAGUAGUUGAACUUUAUUUUUCUUUUUAAUUGGCACCACUGAUAUGGUCUGAAGCUGAAACGCUGCCUGGUAACUAACCAUAGGGAUUUCUUGGGAGAAAUCAUGGUUCUCAUCUCUCCUAUGCAUGGGUUGAAUGUGCUGCCAGUCCCUGCCCUCAUAGGAACAAAGAAACCAGGAACUGAAUUUCCUGAAAACAUGGGAGUGCUGUGUGGAACUGUAGCAGCCUUUUUCUCAACACUUUCCAGCUAGGAAUCAGUAUGUCAGUAAGUGAGCACCCCACAACACUUCUUUAGAUGAAGCUGGGGCACAAAGGAAGUGUUGAGUGCGUGCAGGGGAUGGAGUGUGAGAAGAAGAAAAUGCUAGAGUAACAAAAAGGUGUGUGAUGCUGAGAUAAAGAAAAUUCUCAGAGGCUUGAUUAAUAGAACUUUAAUAACAUUUGCAUACGUUAAAGAACAGGUGCAUAUUGAGCUGUUUGGUCUCAGUGUGAUUUGGCUGUUAUGCACCUAUGAGAGCAAGAUGGAAAUCAAGCCCCUCCCCUAAAUUUCACUGCCUGGUGCUAUCUGACAUUGUAGGAUGCAGAGAUGCUUUUUCUGAAGGACACAGUCUUUUGUCCUCUAUGCAAACACUGAAGAAUGUCCGCUAAGAGACAGGAAAAAGAAAACCAGAAUUUAUCUUCACAUUAUACAACUGAGAAUGCCAUGGGACUGGUAGUGUUUUAGUUUUCCUAGUAGGAGAUGUGGGUUUUUAACUCUUCAUUAUGCUGCAAAUACAAUAAAUCUGAAACUUCAAAAGCUGAGGCUGUGAGGGCAACAACAGGAAAUACUGCAUAUAAUUUCGAUGUGUUGGCAGGACUCUAUGGAGGUACCAAAUUGGGAAAAUCAAGGAUGACAGUUUUAAAGGUCUAUACAGACACACAUAAAGGGUUCUUAUGUAACAUCUGUAACAUUGCUAUCAUUUGUCCAGUAUAGGUUACAGAAGCAUAAUAGUUCUAAAAGAGCGUUCUAGCAGUAAUGAGAGGGAACAGGGUUUCCAUAACACCCGUUCCGAAGUAACAUGUUAGUCGCAUACUAGUCUUGGGUGAAUCUGUGGCUCCAGCCUGGCUUGGGAUACAUAUUUAAUAGGAAUGUGAACAUAUUUCCCAGACAUUACUGUGUUAUGCUGAUGGAUGCUAUGGGCCUGUUACUUGUUUUAUUGGAUUGUACCUAGGGUGCAAGGUUGGAAAUAGGCCUGUGCUCAAGCACCCUCUUCCCAACUCCUCUCGCUAUGGCUGGAAGUUAAUUACUGAACUGAAAUAUCCCCUCUUUUUUCAAACUUCUCUGUUCAGUUCUGCUUAUGGUGACAGAAUGGGUGAAGGAGCAUGUGAACAGAGGAAGGGGUGUGUGUGUGUGUGUGUGUGUGUGUGUGUGUGUGUGUGUGUACCUGAAGGAUGGUCCAGCCCUUGUGAUCAGGUUAACAGUCACCUCUCUAGUGGCCAGUGGAGCUGACCUAAUGUAAUUAAAAUAGGUUGGUGCCAUUGUUCCUUCUAAGGUGUGCGCAUGUGUGCAUGCACACACUUUUUAAAGGUUCACUCAGUUAAUUUUAGAUCCUGCUCAGGUUGAACCAGGAAGGCCCCACACUGAAUGCAUGUGUGCACACACUGCCUUGAUACUGCCACCCAGAACAAAACUAAUUCUGCACACACAUGAAAAACAUUAGAGGGAGCACUGUGGUUAGCACUGCCAGGUAGUAUGCUGUUCAUACAUUCUCUAUGAACAGCAAUUUUUCUAGGAAUAUAUGGAGGGAAACAGCUAUUGCACAUAGCCCUGAAAUACUAAACGAAUAAAAUAGAAGUUUCUUUCUUUUCAUACAAUCUUUUUCUCUCACCCUCCCUUCUCCUUUCCCAACUGAACUUCUGUAAGUUGUUUCCGUGAUUGCUAGGAAUUUUAGUCCAGACUUAAUAAGCUCAUUCUGUAAACUCAGGCAAUUUCCAUAUGAAUUAAUUUAAGAUCCAAGGGGGUCUUAUACAUAUAGCCCUAAUUAGCUAUUACACAUGACCGUUCUUCAUCUUUUUCAGUCUUUUGCCAGGUAACUUUGCAAACUGUGACAGAAAAUUGCGUGUGUGUGCUCUUACUUUGAAAACAAAUUUCAGACACGUUGCCAUUUUUGUCUGUGAAGCUCAUAAAGUGCUGUAGUAUCUUGCAGGUUAAAUUAGUUUUGUUGUGGGUGUCCUCUUUGCUCUCAAACAGUCAACUUUAUCAGAAGCAUGAAGCCGGUUGUUACCUAUGACAACACAUAUCACAAUACAUUUCUGAAGGUAAACAUGGAAUGAUCAAAGACCUACAUAGGUCCAGCAAAUCAGGGUUAUGCAGAAGCCUCUAGUAUCUGUGAACUUGGAGGUGUUUGACUCCUGGUAAAGCAUAUCAAUAAUAUCUUAGCUUUAUUUUAUUUCUAAAUGUGAUGGAAAGCUUUUUCUGUUUCACAGUUCCUACUAAUCUUUGUAACAUUAGUCUGAAAGCUUUUUGUAUGGCUAAAAUUGAUGGCUGGUACAGCUGCCUGUUCUCUGACAAUGAGCUUCAAAGUUUGUGCUUAUUGUAAUGAAGGAGACAUCUCAAGCAAUAGCCUUCACACGUCUACCCAUCUGUAUCUGUUUAACACACAGAUGGGGUAUAGCACAUUCCAGCUUCUCAGGGCCCUGCCCUCCAUGUGAAAGGAACCUUUUAAAAAGUUGGCAUAUAAUGACCCUUGCAUUCCUCUCUGUUCUCUGUCUCCUAACUACCGGGGUGAGGGGGGAAGAUACCCUUUCAUCUCUGGAGCCAUUUACCUAAAAUAGUGCUACCAGAAAUGAGAGAAUAGUGCUGGUAAGUGUUGAACAUGUAAACACUACUUGAGUAAGUGUGUUUGGUUUCCCCUCUUGUAACUCCUGUCUCAUAACUUCCAAGACUUAAACACAUCACUGGGUGAUUUUAAUUAACAACCAUGGUAAUUAAAUCCUUUUGCAAUGCAAUCCUAUACAAGCUUACUCAGGAGUAACUCACUAUAUUCAGUGGGAUUUACUCCCUUGGAAAUGCAUACACUUGCACCCUUAGCUGUAUAAAUUGCUUUACUACUGGUAGUUUUCCAUUAUCACAAUAGUGUUAUGAUCCUCCAUGUACUUAUUACUAAUACUAGUGACUACUAUAGUGCUUGUUCAUAUAAAAUAUUCCUAAUGGAAGUGAUACGACAAGAUUUUGAUGGUACAGCAAGCAGUACCAAGUCUAUUGUCAAAACCUGGCUGCAUAUUUAAUGAGCUCUGUAUGUAGUGCUCUCUCCCGUUAGCAAUAUUCCAAUGUAGUUUUUGGGUACGGGUUAGCAGUGUUCUACCAGAGAGUGUUCUGGGUUUUCUUUCAUGUCCACCUAAAUAGACAUUAAUGAAUCAUCCCCCCCCCCUUUUUUUAAAUAGGAAGCAGAAUACAGAACCUUGACUCGGAAACAAGAAAAUGUAGGUGCUAUAUUUGAGUGAGGGCAGAAAGUAAGAACUGAAGCUUCUUCCUAGCAACACUGGCUUUUUCUCAGUGAAAGGAAGUGUUUAUUUCCCAAACAUUUCUGCAUAACAUUUUCCUGCAUGCAUGCAUGCUGGCAGAGAAACAAACUUAGUUUUACAAACAAAAGUAAGAAGUAAGGAACUACAUUCCUCAGACAACCCUAUGUUUCCCCCAGCCUCCUUACACUCAUUCCCAGCCUCCCAUGUCAGUCCCUCGCUGCCCCUCCAGAUGCUCGUGCCAUUCUCCCCACCCGCCCUGCCUCCUCUGCACCAGUCCCAGGUCAGGCUUUAAUGAACCCCUGCCCACCACCAAAUGCCAUUUGAUUAGCUGCCUCCUGGUGUGUGUGUGUGUGUGGGGGGAGGAUUUUGACACCAGGCUGCCGAUUCUUCCCACUGCACAGACUUAUAAUGUAGCAAACCACUGGUGGAUCAAAUUCACCCCAACAGUAGCAAGUUGCUGCAGGAUGUUAACUCAGUGCAUCUGCGUACACAUUUAUGACUGUAUUUAAUAUUUUAUGAAGAAAACUGGUUUCACCACCCCAAAAUGAUGGUGAAAUUGCAUGUUCCCUUGAGGAAUAAGGCUGAUUCUGACAUUUCUAUACUUGUGUCUAAGUUUAUGGCAGUGAAGUGGUAAGGCUGGAGCCGGUGAUGGGACUUCAUAAUGAUGGAAUAGCUGGGCAAUUUGAAGAACAAGUAGGGAUAGAUAACAUAGGAGAAAACUGGAGAAUAGGACAUCUCUGUUAGGAAAGUGGAAGUGAAAGAGGUGAGAUUUCAAAUCAGAACUCAAAGUUUGGUUGUAGGGGGCGGAUGGUGAGCAGGUUCCACAAAUGCACUCCACACGAUCUGCAGAAAUGCAAAUGUUUUUAACCUGGUGAGUGCAAACGAAAAGAUGCAAGGGAGCUCAUCUGACCAUGCUGGACUUUGGAGACUAUAUUUUAAAGCACUUCUAUAGUCCAAGCUUGAGGGAAAGCUGGAGAGCUGCAUCUCUGCUUUCACACUGGGCUGAAGCAGCAUUUCCUGGCACCUCUAAAACCAAGUAUGACAACAGGCACGACUCGCCACACUAGAGCCUGGGAGAAGAGCAGGGUUUUGUCCUUUACCAAGUUUCAAAGGCCCUCUGAAGCAACAAGGUUUCUUGCUGCUUCAGGGCAUUUCCAAACAGUAGCAUCUCAAAAGAUCUUCUCCCCACACCAAGAUGAUGGGAGAGUCAGUGGCAGCUAUGAACUUUGACUAGCAAUCACAGUCAGCCAAUGUGUGGACCCCUGGUGGUAAAUAUUUAGGCCAAUAAAAGAAAAACCUUACUGGCUGGCAGUAUCAUAAAAAGGGUUCCUAUAAUAAAUGUGUGUCUAAACUUCCCUGUGCCAUAGGGAUUCAGGUACUGACGAGAAAUAAAUAAAGUGGAAAUGUUGGUAGUCAUGAUAGGGAGAACCCAAGGCUUUCUUCCAGCUAGAUGCAGUUGGCAGGCUCUAGUGUUUUAGUAUCCUGAGUCUUCUAGCAAGAUUUCCUGGGUAUUCUAUGUAAAUUGUCAAAUUAUGUAACUAUUACUACUGUAUUGGCCUUGACUACAUAGCAGGUGAUCAUUGGAGAAUUAGCAGACACUGCCUAAUUCCUGCAAAAUUCCUAUAGACAGAGAUUUGCAGGAUCCAUUCAGUCCUGGCUAUGAAGAAGCUUUAAACAUUCCUCUUGGCUAUAUCAGUACUAUACUGCUAUCACAAACACGAGCUAUCCUUUGGAUUUAGCCAUGCUCUGAACUGACCACAAGGUGUCACUAGUACACAAAGAAUCCCUUUCCCUCAGCCACUGACUUCACUGACACUAAAUAGGGGCUUCCAGACACUAUGGUGCUGACCCUUCCUCCGCACAUGUAAAUGCAAAUUAGAUUUUUAAAAUCCAUCCACUCUGUGCAGCUACUUAUGCUGGUGCUUUACUCUUCCGUAAUAGUUUUAGUGUACACUGCAACCUGACAAAUUGUUGUAGAUGCUAAUUUUUUUUAAUAUUAAAAAAAUGGGCCUGGUGAAUUGCACUUGAAUCACUGCAGAGGUUAGUUAGAUUUCUCCUCCUAUCUGGCUCCCAAGGUCUGAAAAACAUUUGCAUCCUUGAUUUGAAUACUGUACCUUUUUUUUUUUUAACUGUCCAGCUAUUUACUAUUUCUGUGACUUUUAUUUAAUUAGCCAGUUGUGAGGAGAUCUUCCCUCCUGACUGCUGGAAAGAAAAAUAGGAGUUUUCUAACUGGGAAUACAAAGGAAACCCUGUUCCUGGGAAAUAUAUUUGUUUAUGAAAGGAGAAUUUCCAAAAUUGAUGUGUUUUUAAAUUGAAGUGGCAGAGCUGUGGUCAUCCUUUUGCCACUCUCCAUUUCUGAAAUGUUAUUUUCUGGGUUAUUCUGGGUUGGGAGGGGCUGUAUUAUUGUAAUUAAGAUUGUAAAGAAUGUAAUUUGCCUGUUUGGGGCAUAAGGGGGAGAACAGAGAACAUUCCUCUGGGCAUGGGUUGGUGCUUGAUUCAAUUUUGAUGAUUGUCUGCCUAGAGGCCUUGCAAGCUGGAUCCUGGUCUCUGUCAAACAGCGGAGACAUCUUCUGAUCAACAGGACUAUGAUCUGCUGCUGUAAGAGAUCUCUCUCCACCAAGCUGUGAAAAUAUAUUACUGAGAAACUCUGGGAGGAUCUUAUUACGGACUGCACAUGGCAGCGUUUGGCUGGAUAGACAACUUCUCCUCCACUAGGUUUUGAAUGGUUGCUGGACCUUCCAUGCCACAGCAGACUGAACUUGGUUGUGAGGUAGGAAGCUAGUGUCAAGAGCCCAUCGUUGGAGAAUUAACACUCAGUGUCAGAGUGACUGACUUAAUUCUUCCCCAUGUGUUCCUCUGUUUUCCCCAACUGGGGCUCAGGUACCUCACUCAGCUGCCUUCUCCACUGCUCCUGGAAGCCACCCCGGUCACUUUCUCUGUCCAUGGAGCACAGCAUCAGGGAUCCUUUCUUUUCCUCUCUUGCUGCUGCAAAGAGCUGGGUUUGAACUCUCCUGGUCAAUACUGGAAAGGGGAAUGCUAUUUAUUUUUAUAUUGUGUAUAUUUUGUCUUGGUCUACUGAUUCCCUUGAUUCCCUGAGAGCGACUGUUACCUCAAUAGUUAGUUUAAUAUUGUGUGUGUGGGUAAUUUUUGUAAGGAUCCUUUUUUUAAAAAAAGCUUGAUCCUUGGAGAUCUGUAGAUUUUAUUUCCAUAAGAAUUGGUUAUUUUGUAUAAAGUAUGUUCUUAAAAUA